CAGUUUGCUGUCAGAAAUGGAAUCCUUUGACUAACUUCGAUUUCAGAAAGCUCUUGGAUCGUUCGCCAGCCAACACCCUCGUCUUCUUGCCCGUGUUCGCUUCCUUUCCCAGAUCUCAAAACUCGAAUCUUUUAGCUCUUGAGACGCAGUAAGCAGAGUUUCUUGAAACUCCCUCUCUCUCUCUCUCUCUCUUCGAGCAAACCCGAAAGAAAAAGCUAUGGCGGGAGCGACGGGCAGGAAGAUCUCGGCAGCUGCGGCGCGAGCUCACACCCGGAAAUCCAAGCCCAGCUCCUUCCGUCUCCCUUCAGGGAUCUUCCAGAAACUACUUCUGGUUUCAUUCAUUGGAAUCCUUGCCUGGGCUUAUCAAGCCAUCCAACCUCCUCAACCUAAAAUACCUGGUUCUCUUGGUGGGCCUCCUGUUACAGCACCAAGAAUACAGCUUAGAGAUGGCCGGCAUUUGGCAUAUAAGGAGCAUGGUGCUCCAAAAGAUGUUGCAAAGUUUAAAAUUGUUUAUGUGCACGGUUUUGACAGUUGUAGGCAUGAUGCUGUUGUCGCAAAUACUUUAUCUCAGAAAGUCAUCGAUGAUCUAGGGGUCUACAUUGUGUCUUUUGAUCGACCUGGCUAUGGACAGAGUGAUCCUGAUCCAAAACGAACGAGGAAAAGCAUUGCUUUAGACAUAGAAGAACUUGCUGAUCAGCUGGGACUUGGCUCAAAAUUGUACGUAAUUGGCUAUUCCAUGGGUGGCCAGAUUGUGUGGGGCUGCCUCAAGUACAUUCCUCAUAGGCUAGCAGGAGCAGCACUACUAGCUCCAGCUAUCAAUCACUGGUGGCACGGUUUACCUGCAAAUUUGUCUUCUCAGGCAUUUAACCAAAAGCUCCAGAGGGAUCAAUGGGCACUCCGUGUUGCUUACCACGCCCCCUGGCUUACCUAUUGGUGGAACACCCAAAAAUUGUUCCCCGCUUUCAGCGUCGUAACUCAUAGUACUGAUGUUCUUUCUCCCUCAGACAAAAAAAUCUAUGCCCAACAUAUAAGAGAAAAUUCGGCCGAGGUAAGACAACAAGGGGAAUUUGAGUCCCUCCACCGUGACUUGAUGAUCACAUUUGGUACCUGGGAAUUUACUCCCAUGGAUCUAGAAAACCCGUUCCCUAACAAUGAAGGUACUAUCCAUGUGUGGCAAGGGGGUGAUGAUAUGUUGGUGCCUGUCACGAUGCAGCGCUUCAUCUCCCAGCAACUCCCCUGGAUUCAAUAUCACGAGCUACCUGGAUAUGGACACGGAUUCCCUUAUGCUAAUGGGAUGUCUGAUGUUAUUACAAAGGUACUUUUACUCGGAGAAACUGCCGUAUAGCUUGCUUGACUUGUAGACCUUCAGUUUUGUUCAUUGUUCUUGAAUGAAAGAUUUGAACCAGAGUUGUAAGCGGUA
Syzygium oleosum is the source of this 1420-nucleotide messenger RNA. RefSeq lists its product as uncharacterized. The coding region runs from base 218 to 1345 and encodes 375 amino acids. The transcript is spliced from 5 exons. Lineage: Eukaryota; Viridiplantae; Streptophyta; Magnoliopsida; Myrtales; Myrtaceae. The record is from RefSeq and is a predicted model, not a curated record.